Molecule: messenger RNA, 3107 nt
Organism: Falco peregrinus (peregrine falcon)
Lineage: Eukaryota; Metazoa; Chordata; Aves; Falconiformes; Falconidae
Product: hexosaminidase D-like
Exons: 16
Coding region: 1279-2973 (564 amino acids)
Biological process (GO): carbohydrate metabolic process
Molecular function (GO): hexosaminidase activity
Source: RefSeq, a predicted model, not a curated record
GAAAACAGCAGCCUCGUCUCUCUGUGGAGAACCCCACAAGCAGCAGCCUCAAGCUGAUGCUCAGGCCGUGCCUGUGUGGCACCACGUGGAGCCUUGCUCUGGUUUUAAACAUCGGGGUCCUGUUCUGCCUCAUUAUUCCACAGCUCAGGGCUGUUUCAGAGCUCCAGCAGCCUGCUGACUGCCCCGUGCACCGAAAGCAAGAGUACUGAUCUCACAUUACACUCUGCAAGAAGUGUUUACUUUUACAGAAGUGUUUCCUAAUUUUAUAAACCCCAGAGCACACAGCAGCUGCCCGAUUUCCAGAACCAUUGCACAGCUACAGCUCCAAACAACAUCCACAGAAGCCAAAUGACUUUCAGCAUGUCUGAGAAGCAGGCAUUAAGAUGCAAGUUGGCCAGUGAACAACUGAAGCACUCAAGAGUGUACAGAUACCUGAAAAACACGAGCCUAAAUAGAUUUUUUUUUUCUCUCUCUCCUUCUCAGGGGAAGGACAAGAGCCAGCUGAAGGGCAGGAGUUCUGGCUCCAAUCCCAAACUCAGACCAGAAGACAAUGCUGGCAGCUCUCCACUAAAACCAGGGCUUUUAUCGAUAGUCUUGCACCGUCCAUAAUUUUAGCAGAAUCCCUAGAGGAGAUCAGGUCAUCGGGCGCAGCUAAUCCUGUACCUGUGAGCAAAGGCUUAUUUCUGAGGAAGGCAGUCAUCACUCGAUAUAUUUAGCUGACUGCACAGCCACAGUCCUUAGCCCACUCUUAGCAGGUGCAAGUGCAAUUGCUAAAGCUGUCACGGAAAUUAGCAAUUGCUAAACCCAAGCCAUGAGAAAUUUCACUUGGAUAACUGGAUCAGCAUCACUGCAGCAGGGAAUUGCAGAGCAAUGAAGCUAUCUGAAUAAAUACUGCCACCUCUGGACUAAUUAACUGCGUUCAGCUCACGGACCACACUCCUGCACCUCAGCAGCAUCUUGCCUCGUUUCCCGAGCCUCGGCCAUCCCUGUUUAUCAACAGCUCCUGACCCGAACAGUGAAUCUCGAAGCGAAUCUGACCAAGGUCCUGAAGGGCUGUUGCAUCCUGUGCCCACUGCGUGAUGCCACCGCACCAGCCGCCCCCUGACACGGCCCUUGUCUUGGAGGUGACAGGGCUCUAGGGGAUUCCCUGCAGGCACUGCCUUGUUUGUUCCUUGUUUGUUCCUGUGCUGGUGGAGCCCGAGGAGGCUGUGCUCUUGCAAGCAGAGGCAAAGGCAAAGACGGGUCCGGCCACUGGCCCCUGUGCUGUGCCCAUGAGAGAUGGCCUUCCAGCGCAGCCACAGGCUGAACCUGCUUCGCCUCGUCGUGCUGCUCCUUGUUGCCUUGGCUGGCAUCAAAUUCCUCUUCCGUGACAGCUUUACCCUGGAGCUGCACAAGCAUGUCACCAAGGACAGUGGGUUCUGGGGGGACACGGGCGACACUGGCCAGGAUGCUGGCUCCCAGAGCCAGGCUCUGGAGCUCCCUGCAGCAAAGAUAACAGCCCCGAGGCAACAGCUGGAGCAGCAGGGCCCCAGGGACAUUGGUGCCACUGAGAUGAGGCUGGUCCACCUGGACUUCAAGGGAGCUGCGCCCAGGGUCUCCUACCUGGAGCAGGUGUUCCCCCUCCUGUCGCAGCUGGGAGCCAACGGCAUCCUCAUCGAGUACGAGGACAUGUUCCCCUUCAAGGGGGAGCUGGAAAUCCUGAAGUCCCCAUACGCUUACAGCGAGGAGGACAUCGAGCGGAUUCAGCAGCUGGCGGAGCUCCACAAGCUGGAGGUGGUUCCCCUGGUGCAGACCUUUGGGCACGUGGAGUUCAUCCUCAAGCACGAGAAGUACCAGCAUCUGCGGGAGGUUGAGCGCUUCCCCAACAGCUUCAACCCCCAUGUCCCCGACACCCUGGCCCUGCUCAAGAGCAUCUUGUCACAGGUGAUUGAGAAGCACAGGCGCUCCACCUGGAUCCACAUCGGCGCGGACGAGGUCUUCCAUCUCGGAGAGGGGAUGGACUCCAAGAACUGGAUGAGCCGCAACAAGGGUGACACGGGGACCAUGUACCUGAAGCACAUCAAGGAGGUGCUGGGCUUCAUCACCACGCAGUACUGGGGGCUGCGGGCACUCAUGUGGGAUGACAUGCUGAGGAAGAUCAGCGUGGGAGCCCUGCGGGAGUCUGGGAUAGCGAAGCACGUCUCACCCGUGGUGUGGUUCUAUGCGCCUGACUUUGAGGCUGAGCAGAUUGGGCAGUUCCUCGCCAAGUACGCGGAGAGUGGCUUCGAGGCAGUGUGGUUUGCCAGCGCCUUCAAGGGCACCACGGGACCGGCGCAGACCUGGCCCCCCUUGAGCUACCACCUGAAAAACCACCUGAGCUGGCUGACGGUGAUGCAGGCCCUGCCACGGCUGGCCCCGCUGCGCUUCCAGGGCAUCGUCCUCACCGGCUGGCAGAGGUACGAUCACUACUCGGUGCUCUGCGAGCUGCUGCCUGUCAGCAUCCCCUCCCUGGCCAUCUGCCUGCAGACCCUGGUGAACGGGGGCUUCACAGAGGAGGCAAAGAGGAAGGUCCUGGACAUGCUGGGCUUCCAGAGCAUGCAGCUGGAGCAGAGCAUGUGCGAGGGCAGGGGAGUGUUCCCUGGUGCGGAGAUCUACCACAUGGUUGAGCAGGUUAAUGGCCACCUGAAGGACAGCAUCCUUAAGGCUCUGGAGGAAGAGAGUGCCAUCAAGGGCUGGUUUAGCCCCUACCACCGCAAGCGCCAGUUCGGCAACCCCCGCAACAUGGAGAGCUUUGGCAGCAAGGUGCUGAAGCUCCAUGAGGACUGGGAGAGCUUUGUCCACAACCUGCGCACCCAGCUGGAGAGGGUCUACUUCCCUGACACCGUGGAGGAGUGGAUGGAGGAGAACAUCAACCCCUAUCUGGACCAGCUGCGGGACCUGGUACGGGACUACCGAGCCAUCAUCCGCCUCAAUGCCAGGCCCAAGGCCAUGUAGGAGCUGCGGCCCCCCUGGGCUGGGCUUAGGGUGCCGCUGUCGUGUGUGUUUGCUGGUGACCGCAUUGCUGCCGUUGGUUUGUACUGUACAGAGCGCCUGCACAUCCCGCUUCCACAAUAAAGUAUUUUCGUAGA